This is a messenger RNA of Spirodela intermedia, 321 nucleotides long. NCBI's taxonomy places the organism in Eukaryota, Viridiplantae, Streptophyta, Magnoliopsida, Alismatales, Araceae. The record is from the annotation of a GenBank genome assembly.
AUGGAGGGGAUCAUUCCCUACGUUUACAGAGAAAUUAAGAGGCGAAGGACUCGAAGCCGCUACGUGUGCCUCUCGUCGGAAGGAGCACAGAAGCUCGGAUCCACCGACUUCGGGACAGCGGGUGCCGCCUGCCGCCUCCCCCAGCCGCCGGAGACGGCGGGGGGAUUCCACGGGGAGAAUGUUCAUGGGCACCGCAGGCACAGGUCGAUGGAGGACUUCUCCGUCGAGCUCUCGCAGGAUGGGUACGCACGGGAGCUGCCUCUGGGCAAGGGGGCCAGCUUCCGGAGCAGCCGCAUGUUGCCCUUCAUCGCCGGCGCUUAG